This is a messenger RNA of Symbiodinium sp. CCMP2592, 7407 nucleotides long. The record is from the annotation of a GenBank genome assembly. Lineage: Eukaryota; Dinophyceae; Suessiales; Symbiodiniaceae.
AUGCCGAACCAUGCUAGCCACGGACCGAAUGACGGCCCGACUACGACUGCUACUACCACCCCUGACGGCGAUGGCGCUGUGAGAGGCGAUGAUGAGUUUGAUGAUGCGGGAGGCGAUGUCAUAGAGCUUCCUGUCGGUGACGAUCAGUGGAACGACUCCUCUUGGAGUCGCUGGGGAGAUCGUGAGUCUCAGUCGUGGGGAAGCGACCGAGCGCAAUACGGUCAGCGAUGGGACACUGAUGCUAACAUCGGCUGGGGGCGGCGCACUAGCUGGGAUGCGACGACUGCUACGACCGGUGCAGCCGCCGACCGCUGGAGCAACUCCAGCGAGGACCCUUGGUCACACGGUCGUGACCCUUGGACAGGAGCGCGAGACGAUGAUUGGCAAGCACGCGACCACGGAUGGCCGGGAGCUCAAGGAGAUACCUGGGCGGAUGGUCGAGCUGGCCGUUUUCAAGGGAGCGAUUAUGUUGACCGAGGAUCCGGAGCAUGGGGCGAGGGGCGAGUCUUUGAGGAAAAAGGACUCGCUUGGAACGGUUGGUCCCACUACGACAAUGGCGGCUUCCAAGGUCAGCGGGGUGAUCCUGGAGGCUACUCAGGUGGAGGAAGAGCUUCGGAGAAGUUGGCGAUUCCUACCUUUACCGGCGAGGAUACUGAAGAUGUUGGUGGGUCUGCAAGGAGUUAUCUUCGCCAAAUCGAGGCGUGGAGGCGCAUGACACUUCCCCCUGCCUCCCAGCAGGGACUCGUCCUCUACCAGAACCUGGGCGGCAAAGUGUGGAUUGCUGCCGAAGAACUUUCGGUCCCUCGCUUGGGAUCAAGCGAUGGGGUGAGCUACUUCGUCGCGUGGAUCAACGCGAGGUUCCUCGACCUGGAGGUGGCCCGCAUCGGCAAGGCGUUCUCGGACUUCUUUCGGCGCCUAAAGAGAAGAGCGGGGCAAUCUAUCAGGGAGUAUAACACCGAAUAUGACCGCCUACAUGCUAGACUACGAGAGGUUGGCUGCAGCAUCCCCCAAGAAUGUGCAGCUUGGUUGUACAUAGACCGUUUGCAGCUUGAAGAAGCUCAGGAGCUCAACUUGCUGGCGAGCGUCGGGAACGAGUACAACCUACAUCGUCUACAGCAGGCGGCGGUGCUACAUGACCGAGGGCACCGGAAACCCUGGGAGAACGGCAGGGCACGCAAGCCCCAUACCGCCCACUUCACUGCGGGCGGCGAUGGCGAUUCUGGUGAUGAGGACUUCGGCCAGGCCGAGGACAUCGAGCUCGAAGACGGGGUCCCUGAGGACGUUGCGGUGGCCUACGCGACCCACCAGAGCGCCAAGGAGAAGUACAAGGAGCAGACCAAAGCGAGGGGCUACCAAGGCGACCGAGGGCCGCCUGCCGCGAAGGAUGGAAACAACCGCAAGAGCGAGCUCAGUCGCGACGAGAAGGUGAAGUUGAUGAAGGCCAGGUCGUUUUGCGGGAGCUGCGGGAAGAAGGGCCAUUGGCACCGGGAUCCGGUGUGCCCCAACUAUGCUACAUCGGCGCAGGGCGCCGCCAAGACUGCGCCGAAGGAGGUCGAGAUGUGCCACCAUGUUCCCGCCGAGGUUUUCUCUUUGAAGCACGACGGCGCCGCGCUCUUGGGCAUCACUGACACAGCGUGUGCUAAGGCCGUGGCCGGGACCAUGUGGCUCCAGCAGUAUAGCGACGCCUUGAAGCUCAUUGGCCAGAGUCCCGAGUUGAUUCGAGAGUCCGAAGCCUUCAGAUUUGGGACUGGAAAGGUGCACCACUCUUCGUUCCAUGUGCUCAUUCGUUUUCGCCUUGGGAACAGGACCGUUGAGAUGAAGACCUCCAUCAUCAACGGCGACGUUCCUCUUUUGAUGUCGAAGCCAGCCUUAGCACAGUUGGGGAUGGUGUACGAUGUUGCUGAGAACCGGGCCGACUUCACAAAGGUGGGCCUCCGGAACUUUGAUUUGGUGACCACCUCUUCGGGUCACCCUGCUAUCCCGAUUAUCCCGGCGAAGCCGGAGCAUGGAGCCGAGAAGCUCGUUGUCGGAGAGACUUGCACCUCGGGCAGCUCGCAAUACAUGGCUUUUGCAUUGUCGCGGGUAGAUGCUGUCAGGUUCUCCCCGAACGAGUUCACAAUGUCGGAAAGCCGCUUGAGACCGCAGUCGAUCAGUGGAAGUGCAAUCGUGAUGAAAGUUCUUUUCCGCUGCUCUGGGUUGGCAGAACUUCUUUCGCGAAAGUGCGAUCUAGCUCGACGCCCCUUCCCUCGUCGCCUUCGUUCGGAAAUGGCAUGCAGCAAGCCGCCGGCGAUUUCGAAGAUGACCAAAGCCGAGCUUCUCAGCGAGUGCAACCGGGUGGGCUUGGUGGUCCAUCGCAAUUGGACUUGCGAAGAAAUCAAGGCGACGAUCAUGGAGCACCGCAUGAACGACCCGAACCAACAGCAGGCCACGGUGAUGAAGUCGAUCACCAGCCUCACGCUGCCGGAGCUCAAGGAGAAAGCCGACCAACUGGGAGUCUUGUACCCCAGUCAGGUGACGAAAGGCAACCUCAUGCGGCUCAUCAGGGACCACACGAAGACGCCCGGCACGGAGCUCAUGAAGAUCGGCAAGUUCAAGGGCUACGAGUACCAGGAGGUGCCGAGGUCCUACGGCAUGUGGGCAGCGCGCGAGAUCCGAAUGAGUCCGAACCCACAUGUGGAACUUGUUCGCUUCGCCCAGUGGUGGGAGGCAAAGGAGUACGAGACCCACUACGGCGACCGGGGCACGAUCGAGGAGAACGCGACGGUACCGUACCCUUUGGACACCAGCAGCGUAGCGGACGUGGUGACCGAGGGCCGCCCACAUGUGGAGAACCGCGACCCGACGAUCCCGGCGAGCAGAGAUCUACCAUACGACCCGAGGACCACGAAGCGCGGGAACACCCAUGGCGACUCUCCGGACAUGGAGGCCGAAGCAGACCCCGCGACCCUCGAGGAGAUCCGUGCCCUGGAGACCAGAUUGGCUGUGCUGAAGCAGAAAGCGAAGGCGAGCUCCGCACCGCCCAAGGAGCAAGCCGUAAGCGAGCACACGACAAAGCACUACGAGCGAGAAGGUCGACAGGGGCAAUAUGAGCACGGUGGCGACCAUUUUGGCGGUAAGACCACCGAGCACAGGAAUGGAUGUUGCGGGACCGACUACCACGCCGGCCUGCACGGGAUCUUCGUGUCCAACGAGGAGUUCGAGCGCGGCAUUGUCAAUAACACGGUGAACUUUGCCUGCCAGACCGCAGCCAAGCAGGACCGCGACGAGUUCACGGCGGCCCUCCUCAACAAGGACUUCGACUUCAACACCCUCGGCAAGCUCUUGGACACCCUCGACUACGACCCCGUUAAGGCGACAAGAGACGGCGUCUUUGGUGGAAAGACCGGCGACAAAGUCAACUACUUCACCUACGGGAUGUUCACUCAUGGUGGUGUUGUUGGAACUACGACCAAGACCCGGGAGCACGACAACGUCGCCCGCUACUUGAACGGUUUCGCCCGGCACUACCUCGGUGACAAGGCCACCUGGACUUCAGUGAGUUUGUCGCGUAACACCGGGACCGAGGUGCACCACGACUUCAACAACCUCAAGGGCACGGCGAACUUCACCGAGGAGGUGCCCGGGAGAAUUCACGACACCAAGAACAAGUUUGUUGAGUUUGAUCCCUUCCUCAAGCACGGCACGGAGGCAUGGAAUGGGAACAGAUGGGCCGUCACCUACCACACCACCCGCAACCUCUACAAGGCCGGCGACGAGAUGAAGAAGUUCCUGCGAAGAUGCGGGUUUCCGUUGCCCAAAGGGACCGGCCGUCCUACUGGGGAGGUCAAGCUCGGCAACAAGCCGAAGGCGAGCGUGCGGAGGAGUAUCUUCAACAAUGCUGCCCGGAUCAGCGUGAUGAUGGCGACCCUCAUAUCUGCCGCCGGGAACUACCUUGCUGAGCACGUCCAUCCACAGGUCCAGCGUAACCCGGUCGUACUCUUCGAAAUCGGCGACACGGAGAGUACCCAACAAGCAGCCGAGCUUGGCAAGGACGUUUUUGAGCCGAUGACAUGGGAGCGCUACCGUUCUCCCGAAGGAAAGACCGACGCCUUCCACAUCGUGAACGGCGGCACUCCAAGGGAGCUACGACUUCACCUGGAUGGGAAGUCUUCUGAAUGCGACGAAGCCCUCCUCGAGCUGAUGAAGCAACAGGUGAACGAUGGAGGGACCGUGGUGCUCAGCGGCGGGGCUGGCGACACCCUCUUCGAGCACAUCAACAAAGACCCUAGCUUGCGAGAUUGCAAGCAACAUGGCAACGAGGAUGGGGUCAAGGUCUUCAUGGUCUUCUUUAAGGGCAAGGAGACCACUCAACGUGUCGAAGGUCCCGGGCGAGUUCACGAAGUGAAAGUGGUCUCGUCCGAAGAACCGGGACAAGACAACGAAGCCCUGGCUAUGGGAGCGACGGGAAUAUCCUUUGGCAAAGACACACCGAGACCGGUGGCCACAGCUCUCCGUCGUCUUCACCAGAACCUGGGUCAUCCCCGACAAAAGGAUCUCAUCCGCCACCUACGCCUGGCGGGCUGUGACCAGUCCAUCCUGAAGGCAGCUCGGUCAAUGCGGUGCCAGGUCUGUGAAGCCAACACGGCCCCGAAGAUAGCACGGCCGAGCACCAUACCACCCAUGGCCGACUUCAACGACACGCUGGGCCUCGACCUGUUCUUCUGCCACGACACGGAUGACGUCAAGCACGCGUUCCUCUCCGUGGUCGAUUACGGCACCACCUACCAUACCGUGGUAAAGCUCGACGGCCAGUCCGGCGAGGACAUCGAGGCGAAGUUCAAUGAGAUGUGGCUCGUUCCGUUCGGGCCCCCGAAAGCCGUGGUCAUCGAUCUGGAGGGCGGCCUAGAAUCGGCCCUAGGGCGUGUGCGCGACUGGCACGGAAUCGGAGUUCGGAGCGUAGCGACCCAAAGCCACUGGCAAGCCGGAGUUGUUGAACGGCAACAGGCCUGGUGGAAGCACAUCUGGCAGAAAAUCAGCUACCAGCUUUCCAUCGGCGAAGACGAAGUGAAUGUGGCGGUUGGAAAGGCCCCGAGGGUCCCCGAAGACCUCCAGGACCCUGAUGGUGGUGCACAUGUUAUGUGGGACAUCAGCGAGGAUGCCAAGUACCAGAGGCAGUCGGCCAUGAGAGCAGCCGCCCGCGUUGCUUUCCACGAAAGCCAGACCGACGGCCGAUUGCGCAAGGCACUCCUACAAAGGAUCCGUGUCGCGGCCCGUCCUCUUGAUGUCGGUGAGAGCGUGCACUUCUGGCACAAGCCAAAGAACAGGCGGCAGGGAUGCUGGAGUGGCCCUGCAGUCAUCGUCGGCAAGGAAGGUGGCAACUACUGGAUAUCUAAAGGCGGGCGGUGCCGGCUUACAUCAGCGGAACACCUUCGUCCUACUACAGGAGAAGAAGUGGGAGCUUUGCUGGCGAUGAAGGGGACUCAGAAAGAAGCAGAAAUGCUUCUUAACCACGACCCCGACGGCGACGAGGCGUUCGAGGAGGACUUGGAGGAGCUCAUGCGCGACAUCGACGAGGAAAUGAGCUGGGCCGGUGACGAAGUUGAUCAACCUGCUGACGACCUGGAGAUAGAAGAGGACCUGGAGCUGGAACCCCUACGUGAACAAGACGCCACGCCAGCCCCAAAACGAAGGUUGAAGAGGAAAACUACCGCGGCCGAGCUCAACCCGGACCGCCACGAGGCAAUGAUGCUCAAGACCCACUUAACUACUCGUGGCCUCGAGAAGCGCAAGGAGAAGGAGCUCAAGUGGUCGGAGAUUCCGGCCGAGGUCCACGAGAAGUUUCGUGAAGCGGAAGCGACCCAGUGGAAUGAGCAUCUGUCAUUCGACGCUCUACAACCAUUGUCGGUCGCUGAAAGCGACCGAGUCCGGCGGGAAGUCCCAGCCGAGCGAAUACUGAGGAGCAGGUGGGCCUACAAGGACAAAAACUGGGCCCGCAGACGUGAAGGCGAAGAUGUACCCUGGAAGUGUAAAUCCCGGCUUGUGAUUGCCGGGCACACCGACCCAGACCUCACCGACGAGAACCUCAGGCUGAGCACGGACGCCCCUACAUUGUCCAGGAGCGGACUUGCCUGUAUGCUCCAGAGAACUGCAGACGGUCUCCUGGAAGAAGACCCCUGGACAUUGGCUGCAGGCGACAUAAGAUGCGCGUUCCUCACCGGAAGCUAUCUCUCCCGGGAGCUCUACAUGCAUCAGCCGAAGACCGGGUUUCCCGGAUUGCUUCCGGGACAGUUGGUGAGAAUCAAGAAGAAUGUCUUCGGCCUGGCCACCAGUCCCCAUACAUGGUGGCAGGAUCUACAGAGUGGGAUCAACGAGGUCGAGAUUAAGAUUCCCGAGGACACCGACGUCUACCGCUUCGAGCCCUCCGCCAUGGACCCGUGUGUCUUUGCUUUGCGUAAAUGGGACGGAGAAAAUUUCUACGGCACCCCUGUUGCCUACUUGGGAUGUCACGUGGACGACCUGCUGAUCGCCGGGCCAAGGAAGCUCCAGCACAUCAUCCAGCAGGCCCUCGCCGGAAAGUUCGAGAUACAGACCUGGGAGGCCGACGACUUCGAGUUCCUGGGUUCAAGGAUUGUGGUCGCCGUCGACCACAUCAAGAUGUCCCAGGAGAAGUACGCGGAGACCCGCCUCUUUACCAUCGAGGUCCCCGCCGGCAUCGACGACAGCGAGCAGUUGCAGAAGGCCCCCACCUAUGGAGACAUUAAGUUCACCAACGCCAUCGCGACGAAGGCCUACCAGUACCGCGAGCGAGGACUUGAGUUCAAGCCGAUCCCAAAAGGGAACCUGAUGAUCCUCGUCUUCCAUGAUGCGGCUUGGGCGAACGUCCCGGAGGCAGACCCCGAGGAGGACUACUACGUGCUCACUCAGCAGGAGAACAUCGACGGCCUCCAGACCGAGGGGCCGUAUGCGAAUGGCUGCAUAAGGAAGGCCAAGAAAGGCAACUCCAAGGUCGCUUCACAACUCGGGAUCCUGGUGAUGUUUGCCGACAGGGCAGCCCUCGCCGGACAGGCUGGGAACGCCAAUGUGGCGGACUGGAAGUCUCGAGCGGGACAAAGGGUUUGCAGGAGCACUUUCGGCGCAGAGACCCAAGCGUGCGCUGAAGGACUCGAGACGGGCCCAUAUGUGAGGUCUAUGUACGAGACCUUGCUAAAGGGGGUCAUGACGGCCGUGGACGCUGCUGAGCUGCCCAUCCUUUGCCUGAGCGACUGCAGGUCGUUAUACGACCAUUUGAACAAGCAGGGCAUCCCGAGGGUGCCUAGCGAUAAAAGGCUAGCUGUGGACCUAGCCGCUCUGCGACAGGGGCUACGCUCCGAAAAGUGGAACGACAGUUUGCCAAUCGCUUGGAUACCGGGAGCGCUCCAAAAGGGAGAC